Anopheles coustani is the source of this 834-nucleotide messenger RNA. RefSeq lists its product as uncharacterized. NCBI's taxonomy places the organism in Eukaryota, Metazoa, Arthropoda, Insecta, Diptera, Culicidae. The record is from RefSeq and is a predicted model, not a curated record. The coding region runs from base 1 to 714 and encodes 237 amino acids. The transcript has 4 exons.
AUGUAUCGAGCGAUAGUUUUGGCAUUCCUAGUGUCAACGAUUUCGCCGGCCAAAGGAGCAACGACAUUCCAGCAAUACGUCGAGCUUAUGUUUCAGUUUGAUGACGUUUUCGAGCUGCUUUGCCUGGAGAAGACGAACGACACGGGCGAAGCGGAACGAAUGGUGGCGGCCAACGUGGCUCUGCAGAACUGCGUUAACCGCCAUCACGAUCCACAAAACUUUACCAACGGCCUCGACGGGCUGACGGAGGAAAAUCGGAAAGAGUUUAUUAACUACAACUGUGAGCAGUUUGAGGAAAUCAAAAAGUGCUACGUUCCGUUUGCUCGUCAGCUGGAACGUUGCUUCGAACCCCAAGACAUCAAUAUGGCCAAGACGCUAAUCCUUCUCGAGCAAGAGUUUGCGUUCAUAUGCGAAGCCGAUGGGGCUAACGUUGUGCCCUUGGGUCAGUCCAACUAUUCAUAUUGCGCCGGAAAUCUGCAAGAGCUGCUGCAAAACUGUUCCACGACCGAUUGGAACCAGUUGCGUCACAAAACAAUUGCAACACUGACAGAGAACGAUUGUAGUUUAUUUCACAGCCUAGCAAUUUGCUUUCAGCAAAACAUCAACAAAUGUGGUGCACCGUUGUUCGCCAAGCUCUUUGAUAUACGAUACAGAGCGAUCGUCCGGCAAACAAUGUGCAGAAAGAAUGAAGGAAAUGCAAGACAAAAUCAUUAAAUUACAUGGCUUAUAUGUUUAACGGUUCUUGAAAUAAAAUACUCUUAGGUCCCAGGUCAAAAUAAAGUAAUGAAAAAUAAAAUUUCCAUGGGAGGUAUUAGAUCGAAGCAUUAUAUUGAA